This is a messenger RNA of Podarcis lilfordi (Lilford's wall lizard), 453 nucleotides long. The record is from the annotation of a GenBank genome assembly. NCBI's taxonomy places the organism in Eukaryota, Metazoa, Chordata, Lepidosauria, Squamata, Lacertidae.
AUGAGCAAGACAUCACAGCAGAACACAACUGCAGAAAGCAACGGAGUAAGUGUCAUCUACACCCAAGCACAAGCGAGUGGGUUGCAGCAGGUUCCUCAGUUGGUGCCUAUUAGUCCUGGAGGUGGAGGCAAAGCUACGCCUCCCAGUAAGCAGGGCAAGAAGAAUUCCACAAUUGAUAGAAACAGUGAUGAGUACCGCCAGCGCAGGGAGCGCAACAACAUGGCGGUGAAAAAGAGUCGUUUGAAAAGCAAGCAGAAGGCCCAGGAUACUCUGCAGAGGGUCAACCAGCUCAAAGAGGAGAAUGAACGCUUGGAGGCUAAAAUCAAGCUCCUGACAAAGGAACUGAGUGUACUCAAAGACUUGUUUCUUGAACACGCUCACAACUUCACAGACAGUGUGCAACCUCUUGGCACAGAAAGCACUGCCACAAAUUCAGAUGGCUCUGGACAAUAG